Molecule: messenger RNA, 225 nt
Organism: Strongylus vulgaris
Lineage: Eukaryota; Metazoa; Nematoda; Chromadorea; Rhabditida; Strongylidae
Source: the annotation of a GenBank genome assembly
AUGGCACGUACCCAAAAGAACAAAGCCACUAAUGCUCACUUGGGUAUGCUCAAAGCAAAACUGGCGAAGUUGCGCCAAGAACUGAUCACACCUAAAGGUGGUGGUGGAAGUACUGGUGAAGGAUUCGAUGUGGCCAAGACGGGAGAUGCUCGCAUUGGAUUCGUAGGUACGUUGACAUGGUUUUGCAAUUGCUUUCCGUUUCUUGAGGCUUUGCUCUUUGGUUAG